Messenger RNA from Diprion similis, 7363 nucleotides. RefSeq lists its product as uncharacterized. The transcript is spliced from 7 exons. The coding region runs from base 478 to 5520 and encodes 1680 amino acids. NCBI's taxonomy places the organism in Eukaryota, Metazoa, Arthropoda, Insecta, Hymenoptera, Diprionidae. The record is from RefSeq and is a predicted model, not a curated record.
UUGUGUUAGCUAAAUUUUGUCGUCAGGUGAUCGCGUUCGAAAUAAAUUUGAAAGUGCCGAUGUAUAUUUCCGCGAGAAAAAAACCGGCGCACCGUCUACCGCGGCUCCUAUUCCACAUGUACGUUCUAGAUGCCGGUAGCAUUUUCUAAUUAUAUAUGCAGAUGUUCCUGCACCGGCUCGGAUGCGCUCCCGACUCCUCGCGUACGAAAUAAAAAGUCGCCUCCGGCUCUCUUCCCGUUGACGAAAAUAAACUUCUUUAUGAAUUAACGUUAGAGUAGACUCUUCACGCUGGAGUCAAACUGUACACAACAGCCAAGAGGAGUGUAGGAGUGGCUACUCUUAGCUUUAUACCUUACACCUAUCCGCGCUGCACAGUCUAUCCAGAUCUCAAGAGCGAGACGCGCCUGUUUCUAAAACGCGGUCCAUAGUACAGUAUAUUAUAGUUUUAUACAAGUUAUUAUCGCAUCAUUAUACUCCAUGCUCUGCUGCGUGUCCAAACAGUCCGCUGCCACGGUGGACUCGUUAUCGGAAUCGUUGCGGGAGGAGGGUAUAAGGCCAAGAGGUCAGAGGCCCGGUUCAGAGAUCCGUCGUUUGCAGGUUGAUUCUUUACCCGGGAAAAUUUCACGGGAAGAAGAUGCGCCGCCCGUCCUUCUACCAUGCACAAUCUGCUCGCGGACGUUCAAGCCGCAAUCGUUGGAAAAGCACACAAAGAUCUGCGAGCGAGCAGCCGCCAAAAAAAGAAAACCCUUCGACUCUGCCAAACAGCGUAUCCAGGGCACCGACCUAGCCGAGUUUCUGCCUAAGCAGGGAAAACGGCGGCCGCCAAUCCACGAGGACAAACCUUCCAAGCCCAAGACCUCCUGGAAACAGACGCACGAUGAAUUUUUGCGUGCCAUACGAGCUGCUCGUGGCGAAGUCGACGACGUAUCGGCACCGCGGCAGGUAGCCGCUGUCGCCCCUACGACGGCUCCGACUCGUGCCAACGAGAAGGGUACAUGUCCCACCUGCAAUCGGCAAUUCGGCAUCAAAGCCUACGACCGACACGUGGCUUGGUGCAAAGAACGUGCGACUCGUCUUCCGGUAAGCCCAGCAACAAACAUUGCGAAAGAGCGUCUAGAAGCUCGGAUAAACUACCGAGCACCGGCACUGAGAAACCGCCGGUUGACCAACCGAGAGAAGUAUUCCCCUGGUUCGACAGCGAACGUAUCUACGGCAAGCAAAAUGUCACCACCUGGACCAAAGCCUAAGGAAAGCGUAUCUUUACCUAGCUGUGUUAAGGCUAGCGACAGUCUUGUGAAAUCGAAGCCAGCAGUCGCCAGGCGGUUGGGUCAUACCAAAGAAACACCGAAUCUACCUGGACCGAUGAAAUCACGAUUGGUGGAUCGAACGAACAGGCCGGCCGAAGAAUACGAGUCCGGACCCAUGUCUACUCGAACCUCUUCCUCAAAUCCUCGACGUUCCCUAUUACCUAACGCCUCCCCAAAAUCCGUAAAAACCAACUUUAAGAAUACGUCGCCACCCCCAAAGUCAGCUCGUCGGUCAGAAAUCAGGUCCAGUCUUUCACCGCGUCUUUGUAAGAUACAUGAGUCUACUAGCAGCGAGCCUGUGAAAUUAAAAAGCAAUUUGCUUUCGGUAAGAGGUUACAAUAAUCCAAAAGUAAAUGACAUCGAUGUGAAUCAGGACGUCAUCGGCAUGUCAGUCCAACCUUGCAACAUUCAUAGAGAACAUAGCAUGACCAGUUGGAAACGGAUCAGCGAGGAGAAGACAGAUUCACAGAUAAUGGAAGGCAAUACGGAUACUUCAAAAAUGAAAAAUAUUAUUGCUGAAGAGCCAAAUAGUGAGAGAUGCAGGGGUGGAGUAUCAGAGAUCUUUUGUAAUAAAAAACAUGGCGAAGAUGAUGAAUUUGAGAAAGCUGCUGAACGCCAUCGCCAAAGUUCGUUGAUAGAAUCCCAAAAAGUCAUGAAAUGCAUUCCAUCAUCCGAAGUUGCGACUGCCGCUGAUAUCUCGAAAUUGUCUUGGGUUGAGAAUAUAGAAAAACUUGAUAAGACUUAUCUGAUCAAGGAGUCAUGUGGUCCAGAUCCCGACUCACUAGGUUUAGUAAUCCCGCCGAGGAAAUGGAAACCAAUAAAAAAUAGCCCGCGGGUGGAGUUUUGCGUAAAAGAUAGAAUGAUGACGACUGUAUCAGAGUCCACAAUAAACUCUUAUGAAGGCCAUAGUAACUUGGGCUGCUUUGGAAGUCCUAUGAAUUGCAAUGGGCACGUUAACUUCACCAGCACACCUGUUCUAGAUGGUAUUGAUGCCAAUCAUGCUGACGAUACGACUAAUACAAUUCAGAAUCUAGAAGCUGGGAAGGAUAUUAGUGCUGAAGAGGAUCUUGCAUUGUCAACAGAGUCAGGAAACGAAUGGCUAGCUGAUACCAAGCUGCAGCAGGAAGCGUCAGUGGCGUUAGAGCUAGAAUUAAUCCAUUCGACAGCGAAUGAUUCUGCACUUCAGGAAACAAUGGCGAUUAAUUCGCCAAUCGAGACACCAGUGCAGACUUCACCGGAGACACCUUUGAGCGUAACUGUCCAGGACGAUUCGCCAAAAGUCAAAUCAACCAAGAUGAGUCGUAGAAAAAAGAAAAAGAAAAAGGCUGUCGUCAAACUCACUCCCCGUUUAAAACCUCUCGAUCAAAUAGCUGUGGUCACAGAACAGCCAUUGAAUUAUACUGAUUUUAAUAAGGUUUAUGAAUUGCCAUCGAACCCGCUGGUUAACGCGAAGAAAGCUUAUGCUGACGUUGUUAGUCCGAUUCUGGGAAGCUCUAUUAAAACAAAGGCCUCUUUAAAACAUCGAAAGCAACGGGCUCUGACGGAUCGCAGUGUGUCACAGUCACAGGAAAUCGAGGUCUGCCAAAAAGAUAAUGAAAGUGCAUGUCGCAAUCCAACACAAGUGGAUUCACAAUUUGAUUCGUCAUUCGAAUUGAAGGCUUCUCCAUUUUCAUCUCCAAGAAAUUCUGAGAACUUGACGGCGAGCCCUUCAAGUAAAAAUUACAGCCAUAACAAAAGUUCCUUAAAACCAUUAAAGAAUCAUCUACAAGUUUCAAUGGAAGAGGUUGGAACCGUUAUUCAGGAACGAGAGAGUGAAAAUUCGAGAAAGUAUUGGGGUAGUGAUCAUUCUACGCCUAGAUUAGCUCGACCUUGUCAAAAAAUACAAGCAAUGAAAAGACAGUCAAAGCAUUUGGAUCUUUGCAAAAAAGAAAAUCUCUCCAUUGAAUCAUUGGAUGGUUUCCGCGACGGUUCGGCUCCUGAUCCAAGUGCUACCGACGACGAACUUUCCUGGAUCAUGACGCCCCAACUAUUGUCAACACGAUCUAUUGAAUCAGUGCAUUCGCCGUCACCUCAAUGCAGUGACGCGAACCCUUUGAGCGAAUCUCUAAAGCCAGAGUGUGGCGAUAGACGAAGAUGUGGAACUUACGUAAUAGAAAAAACAUCAGUUCCUGGUACUUCCCAGAAUCAAAGCCCCGUGUCGGACGAGUCCCUCGAGGAUAAGCCAAUGGAAAAGCGGCGUAAAACGGACUCAAUGCAACAAGAUUUGCAUGAAACGGACGUUGGAAAAGGUGAUCUAAUGAUUGGUCAUGAACCUGGGGAUGGUUACAGCCUGAAUACAUCGCUCACCGACUCAAGAACCUUCUUGGAGACAACGCUCGAAGAUGACGUCUCGGUGGAUGUCGACGUGCGGAAAAUAUAUGACAAAUAUGUCAACAGCAACUUCGACUACGACAGCGAAAAUACUGUCGGUGCAAGUUGCUCAAACGAAGUUGAUGUUGGUAAUGAACAAACUGUGAUGGGCGAUAUGGAUGAUCGGGGUUUCCAAAAGGUUACGAAAGUUGCUUCGGAUUCGAAUGUGAUUCAGGCUAAGACUCCGCGCUCUCCGGAAAGAGUAAUUUCCCGAUCAAGUUGCCAAGAGGCUUCUGAUAUGCAACGACGGAUUCGCAGGAAUAUGAAUAUCUUAAGAGGGAGUACUGACAGUCUGGUAUCAAUGAUGGAUACAGCGUCGAGGAGCAUUCAGUUGAUUUCUUCUUCGGGCUGCUAUGACGGAGAAAUUUGCAGAAUACAGCCGAUUAGGGGUGCCAUUAAGACAGAAGGUUUGUUGAAGUUUUUACCGGAGAUCAACCAGGCAGAAGACGCCGUUGUAGCUUCAAAGAGCGUGGAAAAGAAGAAAAAGUCGUCAGAGUCGACAUAUUGGGAAAAAGCAUCUAGAGUCUCCCAACACAGACUAAUAAAUCUCGACCCUCCGAAAGAAAAGUUUCGAUUUAUCAAGAGAAAUCCCAAAAGCCAAUUCCUUCCACCUAUCCAACCCGGAAGUCCUCUCACUAUGGAACGUCCAAGUGGAGCCAACCAGGACUACGACCCGUUCGUGACUGCUGAAAGGCAAAUCAACGAGUUGUUCGCGGAUACUAAUGAUCAGUUCCUGACGGAGGGUCUGCCACUGGAGGGCAAUCGCUCUCCACCCAGUGAUUCAAAACUCACGCAAUUCCCGCUUUCGCAUUCCUCAGCUUUUGUCAAAUAUCCCUCUUCACCGCGGGCUAAUAAACGCGCUUCCGUUAUCGCGCCACCGUCAGAAUUUGACGAUUUUAUAUCUGACUUUUCCAGCGACUCGACCGAGACGAAUUCCACGUCUCAGGAUUUUUUCAUAAACAAUUUGCAAACGCAAACGAGAGACGCAAACGACUUCGACAAACUGACAGAGGACUGUACCAGACGCGUAGUUAUCGACAAGUCAAAGGUCGCGUUAGAUGAAGAUGUUAACGCGAACUCUUGUCGUGGCAAGACGUUUGUUAGCUCGGUAGAAAGGUCACGUAAGAUUCUUGAAAAGGUUUCGCCGAAAGUUGUUCGGCCCGCCAUGAACAGGUCGAAUUCAGUUCGCUCUACAAGGGCUACAUCGGCACCUAGAGCACCGGAGCGCAAGAGUUCACUUAAGAAAUCGAUCUCACAUACGAAUGAUUACUCGGGUCUUUCGAACGCGUCGAAUAAUAACGGCUACGGGGCUUUAUCCGGAAGUAAUUUGAGCCUUAGUUCAAUGCUGUCCUCGGAGGCAGACAUAAAAAGAUCAAAUUCGGUGUUUGACGAACUCUUGAGCUCCUUCGAAGACGACGGCUCUUCCUUUCCGUCCCUGAAAUCCUUCCUAAAGAGUGAUUCCGUCUCUACCUCAAUGUCCAGCCAGGUUCCGGAUAGCAGGCUGCGCAACGGGAUGAUCAGCGACGAGGAAUUAUCAUCGCCGGAUAGCUACAAACGCCAGAACCACAGCAAGCUGAGUGCCGACUCUGCCUAUAGCAGUUUAAAUCGCAAAUGUUCCAAUCAUGGACGCAGCACGAACGAUGUAGGAUCCAGAAUAGAGCAGGAGCCAUUACUGAAGCACGGGGAUGCUGAAGUUACAUCAGGAAAAUUGAAGAUGUCCAAGUUUUGCCACGAGUGCGGAUCCAGGUUUCCCGAACCAGCAAAAUUCUGUUGUGAAUGUGGAGUCAAGAGGCUUGUUCUAUGAGCAAGUGGUCAGAGUUUUGAAUUUCAAAAUACAAACCAUUUUCUCUUCCUGAGAAAUCUGAUGGAUCUCUCCAACGGUUCCUCACCUGGCCUUGUCACCCUCUUGGUGCCGAAGCUACACACAUACAUAGAGCAUGCAUGGUAAACUAUAAGGUGUACCGACCAAGCACGGAAUAUAUGUAAUAUUAAAUCCGUUUUUUUCAAUACACAAUCGGGCGUGCCUCCCCGAGAUUUUCUCAAAUCAUUUUUAUCACGGUUCAAGAGAGUAAAAAAUACUAAUUUCUAAGCCUGCGUCAAUCGCUUGUGAUAAGAUGAGAUAAGCAUUCACUACAUAUGUUACUCACACGUAACGGUUGUUUGUGAAUUUAAACUUUGUGAGCCGACCUUAAAACACUUGACAUCUUGCUAUAAUAAUUAUUAUCUCAGACGGGCAAUUGAGUGUAUGGACCGUAUCCAAUUCGAGGCAUGUGCGAUUAAAAUUUUUUAUAUCUUUUCGCACCUAAUAUAGUAAUUUAAAAGUUCCGAUUUGUAUUUUUAUACUUAACUACUUACUGUCAGUCGUUAUACGGAAAACAUGCGGAAAUAUGUUGAGGAAAUUCUGUUGUUCGAGUAAAUAAUACGUCGUAAAUUAGGUAUUUCCUUAAAAAUUAAGGAAAAAACACACCAAUUGCAUAACAUCAUCUGAAUUAUUGUUCGUUUUCAGUUGGCAUUGAUUUGAUUGGAAAACGAUAUGGAAACGAUUGGAUUUUAACGAUACUGAAUUUUGCCUCUUGCAAUAACAUUUUUGAUUGAUUGUGACAAUCAUUUAUGCAUCGCGCGUCCUGUAAGCCAAACGUUAUUACUAGUUUGUUAAAAUAUCACCAUUUUUGGUUUUUGUUAGAAAUGUGUGUCGCUAAGUUUAUCAUAUUUUAUGUGAACAUUUUUUUUAAAUAAUUUAUUUAACGCGUGGAGGGUGACUGUUGUGUAAUACUUAUUUAUGUAAAUUAGUCGUGUGAUUUUCGAUUAAUUUUUUUGUCGUUUUUAAUCGUUUAAAUAUGUAGUAUACGCAUUAAUCACCCAUAUACUCACAUUUUAUUGUUGAAAUGAUUUCAUAAACCAGGUAGAUUUAUUGUGAUCGUAAUAAUGAUUUUUCUGUACUUAUAGGUCAAAUAAAUUAUUAUUUAUUGCAAAUACGAGUCACAUCGUUCUGGUUGAGUUUCCGAGUGGCAGGUUCAAGUUUUGAUCAUAAUUUUGACAAUAUAUUUAUUGCUGGCCAUUCAUUAUCCAGAGAGUAUUCAUGUAUAAAACAAAUAAAAUAGCUACUUUCUCCGUCAUUCAGGCAAAAUGUGCUUAAGUGCGAAAUAAUAUUAAUAUAAAAUAGGUUUAGAGCUUCAAACUGAAAUUGUUGAAUUAUAAAGAAGAACGAACAAGCUGUUGCAAUUUCUGUUUACGUGGUUCUCGAACUACCAAGGUUCUAAGUAAAGUAUGCCCGAUGUUUCAAGAGUAAUAUUCACGAAGAAACUUCUUUUAUAAUUCACUUAAAAUAUCGAAAUAUUUAUACUAUUUAUGAAUUGCAUAAUUAUCAUUCCUAUAGUUCAUAACAAGACUGACUCUGCACAUACGUAACCAAAUUUAUUACUGGCAUAUACCGUAAUUGAGAACGGGUAGCAAAUCGUCGCGCCUAAGGUACAAGUUAUGCAGAUAAACAGAUCCUUGAAAUUAAAUAAAAUUACUGAAUCUCGAUUGAGACACUAGGAUAUAUUUCUGUAUAGUUGUGCAAAUACUAAACACUGAUACAACUGUAAUGAAUUACACCUAACCCGCGAGUUGUAUUUUUUCAAGUGCAAUAAAGUUAUAUGCUUAUA